AAGUGCAAUAGCUCACUUAAGUUUUCGCUUCUAGGAGGACGAUAUUGGCGAUGCGCUGGAUCCAACGAAGGCAGUCAUAGCGUAUGCCUAGUUCCUCUAUUUACAUGCUUUAGAAGAAGUCAUCUCAUUUGGCUCUUCAGUCUGAUGGGCACUACUGGUAGCGGGAAGAGCAGCUUCGUCAACACCGCAAGCGGAGGGAAGCUCCCUGUAGGAGAAGGCCUUCAAUCAUGCACAUCAUCUAUCGAUACCUCUCCAGCGUUUAACGUUGACGGGAAGGGUGUUGUACUCAUCGAUACUCCGGGGUUCGAUGACACGACGAGGACAGAUACGGAUAUCUUGAGUAUGAUUUCCGUCUUUCUCGCCGAGAUGUACAGAGGCGAUAAGAAAUUGGCCGGAAUCAUCUACCUCCAUCGAAUUUCCGAUGUUCGAGUGGGCGGAAUCUCAGCACGAAGCUUCAGGAUGUUUCGAAAGCUUUGCGGGGAAGAAAGUUUGAAAAACGUCGUUAUUGUCACUACCAGGUGGUCGGAGGUUUCUCUUGAUGUGGGUGAGGCUCGGGAAAAAGAGCUGAUAACAAAGGAUCUUUUCUUCAAAACCGUGCUAGAAAAGGGAGCCCGGAUGGUUCGUUACGACAAUACACCUGAAUCAGCUCACUCCAUCCUGAAGAGCUUGGUCGACAACGUGCCUUUACCUCUGCUCAUUCAGACCGAGGUCGUGGAUGAAAACAAGAAUUUGGGGGAGACUGCUGCUGGGUCUGAGGUCAACGACGAAAUAGUUCGCCUCAUUGCGAAGCAUGAACGGGAGAUCAAAGCAAUCAAAGAAGAAAUGGAAGAGGAGUUCAAGAUCAGAGAAAAUGCGGCACGACAGGCAGCGCGACAGGAGGUAGCCGAAGCAGUGAGGGCUUUGGAGGAUGAGCUGGCCCGACUUAGGGAAGACAGGAAGAGGCUCACGGCCGACUACGCAACACAUAAAGGAAAUUUUGAGCAGAAGGAGAAAGACGAUGUACAGGCUGCCCGCAAGAGGGUCGAAGAUCUGGAACGUGCGAUCCGUGACCUCAAGAAGGGUGCUCCGCCCGCAGAAAGGAAGAGCCUGCAACGCCAGUUGGCGGACGCAAACAAGCGAUUGAAGCAUUUGGAGGCGAAAGGAAGGAAACGUCGAACCAAUGAGUGUACAAUCAUGUAAAUGGCGCUGGUCCGUAUGAUCGUGUUCUUGUGUGACUUCGGAGAUGUACUGC
Molecule: messenger RNA, 1231 nt
Organism: Marasmius oreades (fairy-ring Marasmius)
Lineage: Eukaryota; Fungi; Basidiomycota; Agaricomycetes; Agaricales; Marasmiaceae
Exons: 4
Coding region: 145-1179 (344 amino acids)
Molecular function (GO): GTP binding
Source: RefSeq, a predicted model, not a curated record